AUGCGGAUAUUCUACUGGAAUAUCAAUGGUGUUGUGAAACUUAAUGCGCAACCUAAUCUUAGAGAGUUAGUUCAAGAGUUUCAACCAGAGAUUCUGUGUAUUGCGGAACCAAAGGUACGUUAUACAGAUAACUUCAUAUCUCGGUUAAACUUGAAUGGUUUUAAAAAUACGUUUAUUCAUAAUUCUUCUAAUAAUUCUAUUGGGAACAUUUGGAUUUUCUGGUUGGAAGAUUUUAAUGACCCUUUGAUAGUUAAUAUGAGUAGACAGGCAAUAACAAUGGCUUUGAAUGAGAAAAAAGGUGGCGUAGAGACUAGAACAUCGAUCAUUAAUAAGUUUAGUGAUUGGAUGAAGAAUAAUAAUUUGUUUGAAGCGGAUUCCCUUGGUUGCAACUUUACUUGGACUAAUGGUCAGUCAGGUCAUCGCAGAAUUAUUAACAAACUCGAUCGUGCUAUUAUCAAUCCAGCGUGGCUAGCUAAGUUUGAGAAUUGGCAGUGUAAAGCCCUUCCUAGAGAAGUUUCCGACCAUUCAACUUUAAUUGGUUUCCCUUUUGCUGUCCCUAGGCUGAAACGUGCUCCGUUUCGAGUCCAAAAGAUGUGGUUUCUUCAUGCAGACUUCAUGCGCAUAGUUUCUGAAAACUGGAACCUGCCGGUUUUUGUAAACCCAAAUUUUAUCGUUACCUUUAAAUUAAAGAGGCUCAAAGUUGAUAUGAACACUUGGAAUUUAAGGGUCUUUGUCAACAUUCAUUCUCUGCUCAAGCAAGACAAGCUCAGGUUUGAAACGGCAGCAAUGAUUUCAGAUGAAGACCCCUCAAAUAUUCCUAAUUUGAAUGCCAUGAAAGAUGCUAUGUCUACUCUGCAUGAAACCAAGAUGCAACAUACUACCAUGCUAAAACAGAAAGCGAGAAAUAAUUGGCUGGUGGAUGGGGCUAGUAAUACAUCCUUCUUUCACAACUGUAUUCGUGCUCGAAGAAGUAAUAAUGUGAUUUCUGAAUUGGUCGACAAUGAAGGUGCGAUUAUUUCUGACAGUACUCUUUUGCGGAAUCAUGUGGUUACUUACUAUGAAGAAAAGUUUAAUGGGACUGAGGAUAAUAUUGACAGUAGUUUGUUUUACUAUGAACAUGAAACCAUAACUCCUGAAGAAAGCCUUGAGAUGGAUGUGAUUCCUUCACAAGAGGAAAUUAAAAGUGCAGUUUGGGAUUUGGGAGCUGACAGUGCUCCAGGUCCGAAUGGGUAUUCUGGAUGUUUUUAUCGUCAUUGCUGGGACGUUAUUCAUGAAGCCCUUAUUCAGGAUAUUAUUUACUGCUGGAAUUUGAAACACAUUCCGAAUGGGACAAAUUCUAGCCUUCUGAUUAUUUUGGAUAAGGUGCGUUGGGCUAAUACUAUUCGUAAUUUUAGGCCCAUUUCCUUGAGUAAGUUUUUCUUCAAGAUUUUUACUAAGAUCUUAGCUACUCGUUUGGGUAUAUUUUUGGAUAAACUUGUUUCUGAAGAACAUGUUACUUUUAUGAAAGGGCGUAAUAUUCACGAGAAUAUUUCUUUGGCAUCGGAAAUGGUUAAUGAACUUCACAUUAAAAGGAAAGAUGGCAACUUAGGUUUGAAACUUGACAUUUCUCAAGCUUUUGACACGGUAAGUUGGUCUUUUGUUCUCGAAGUUUUUAAACAUAUCAAUAUGGGGCUUAAACAAGGUGAUCCUUUGUAUCCUCUUAUUUUUGUGCUUAUUGAAGACGUCUUAAGCCGUAAUAUUUCGAAACUUUUUAACGAAGGCAAUAUGAAGAGUUUGCAUAAUAUUAUUCAUUUCCUAGAGGUUUAUCAGCGAGCUUCUGGGCAAACCGUUUGUCGACAAAAGAGUAAGGUAUAUUAUGGUGGUGGUUCCCUUAGCAGGUGUAGAUACUUAACGGAUUUUUCGGGAAUGACUGUUGCUACUUUCCCUGAUCGUUAUCUUGGUGUUCAAGUUAAGCCUGGUACAGUUAGGUACAGACACAUUAGUAAUGUUAUAGACAAGAUCAAAAAUGAACUUGCUGGCUGGAAAGGGAGUUUGCUUUCUUUUCAAGAUCGGAUUGUUCUUGUGAAAUCGGUUAUAUCUAGCUACUCUAUUCACAAUAUGGCUGUUUACAAAUGGCCCCGUGGCCUAGGUAUUUCAAGUAUGUCAGUUAUGAAUAGACCUUUUCUAAUGAAACUUUGGUGGCAAAUUCGAACUUCUAAGAAAAAAUGGGCUCGAUAUCUAGUUGCAAAGUUUUUUGAUAGAAAUGGGGAAUUAAAGCACAAGGGUAUUAAAUCUACUAUCUUUCCUGAGAUAAGGAGCAUAGCUAGCAUUCUACAACGAGGGGAGUUGAACAGAAAUGUCCGAGUCAGUGAAAUUUUAGUGGAUGGUGCUUGGGUGAUCAGUGACGUGCAUAGACUUUUUCUUGAAGCAACAGGGAUUGAUCUCAUUAAUUUACCUAGGCCAAAUAACGGAGAAGAUGUUAUAAUUUGGAUGCCUGAUUAUAAAGGAAAGUUCACAGUCCGAUCAGCUAGGGAGAUUACCAGACCUCAUCUGCAGGAAGCAGUGGAAGUUAUUUGGUGGGUGCCGGAUUUUGGUAAUCUCCUUCUAUGCUGUGAAGGGGCAGCUGUUGGUAACCACGAUAAUGCAGGAUCUGGGGUAGUGGCGCGGGACUCAGAUUGUGCUUUUCUUGGUGCAAUUUCGUUUGGGCUUGGAGUUACCACAAACUACUUAGCAGAAGUCUACGCAGUUGUUGUGGGCUUUGAGUGGGCGAAUAAAUGGGGAGUGAGAAGAGUAAUAAUCAGGACUGAUUCGGAUGCUGCUAGGAUGGCCUUUUCUACCAAUUCAAUGCCUUGA
Papaver somniferum (opium poppy) is the source of this 2832-nucleotide messenger RNA. RefSeq lists its product as uncharacterized. Gene Ontology annotation, molecular function: nucleic acid binding; RNA-DNA hybrid ribonuclease activity. The record is from RefSeq and is a predicted model, not a curated record. Bases 1 to 2832 code for a protein of 943 amino acids. Lineage: Eukaryota; Viridiplantae; Streptophyta; Magnoliopsida; Ranunculales; Papaveraceae. The transcript is spliced from 7 exons.